AUGGAGCUAGCAGUGGCCCUACUGACGGGAGGAAAUAAAUCGGCCACCGGAACUAACUGCUGCCCUUCCGGCAACGCUAACGGAAGUGCGGCCGAGAUGGGCUGGAGUGCGACUUCCUCCGAGCUGGAGUUCGCCUGGAGGGAAGGAACACCGGCCAGCCCGUCGACACUUGCUGGCAAACAUCCCGAACCGAACGGCACGGCCGAAAGCAUACAAAAUAUGGACUUCUUCUCGAUUCUGCCACUGUGGCGACUGAUCGUGUGGAACGUGCUGUUCGCCGGCAUCGUAAUAACGGCCACCGUCGGUAAUCUGAUCGUGGUGUGGAUCGUCCUAUCCCACAAGCGGAUGCGCACGGUGACCAACUACUUUCUCGUUAAUUUAUCGAUAGCGGACGCAAUGGUUUCCACGCUGAACGUUACCUUCAACUACACGUACAUGCUGUACCUGGACUGGCCGUUCGGGACAAUGUACUGCAAAAUAUCACAGUUCGUUGCCAUUCUCAGUAUAUGCGCUUCCGUGUUCACGCUGAUGGCCAUCGCGAUAGAUCGGUACGUGGCCAUCAUGAACCCGCUGAAGCCUCGCAUGGGCAAGAAGGCAACACUGUGCGUUGCGGCCAGUAUCUGGAUCGUCGGUACGAUCAUCUCCUGCCCAUCGCUACUGUUCUUCACGACCUACCCGAUGAAGGACCAUAUCCUGUGUUACGCCGAAUGGCCGGACGGUCCAUCGAGCCUCUCGAGGCAGGAGUAUGUGUACAAUAUCGUGUUUAUGCUGCUAACGUACUUUCUACCGAUCGGCUCAAUGACGUACACGUACGCCCGGGUUGGGCUGGAGCUGUGGGGCUCCAAGAGUAUUGGCGAGUGCACGCAGCGGCAGCUGGACAACAUCAAAAGCAAACGUCGGGUCGUUAAGAUGAUGAUGAUUGUGGUGAUAAUCUUUGCCGUUUGCUGGCUUCCGUUUCAUAUCUACUUCAUCCUCACGUCGUACUAUCCGGAGCUGACGAAGAAAUCGUACAUCCAGGAGGUGUACCUGGCCAUCUACUGGCUCGCGAUGAGCAACUCCAUGUACAAUCCCAUCAUCUACUGCUGGAUGAACUCGCGGUUUCGCCGCGGCUUCCAGCAGUUCUUCCGCUGCUGUCCGUUCGUGCGCGUCACACCGGACAGUGCCAGCAGCCACCGGCGCACCGGUACGUCCCGAUACUCGUGCUCCGGUUCACCGGACCACUUGCGAAUAGUAAGAAAUGAUACCGAACGUUCGUUUCUGUACAACGGUUCCCAGUCGCCGACCGGCCAACGGAAAUGGCAAACCGGUCCCAUGCGACGGGUGAACACGAUACUGGCGAGCCAGCUGAAUCAAACCACCAGUCUGUGCUGUGCGUCCCAGGACAAUCCACAGAGCCGGCCGGUGAAGGAUUAGCACCAACUGCACGAGCUGGGCCACGGUAUCUGCGGAUCGAUGGCAUCACGUCGUAGAACGCGUUCGUGCCAAUCGGUGGAGGAGCUGUAAAUAUAACACCCCACACCCAGCAUGUCUGGGGUCUCUUUGGUUUGGCGGCAAAGGACAGAGUCUUUGAAGCUCAGCGCGAUUAGUGGUGGGGAGGUUUUUGUCUUCUUUUUUGUCGCUGCUGAAAUCCCGCGUCAGCCAGAUCGGGUACAACGUUCGGAAGAGUUACGGUCCGGUGCGGAUACGCUUCCCCAGACAUUCCGUACCCACUGUACCGGUACUCAAACCGGGGACCGUGGUACUUCAUUGUGACGAUGAAGGAAGAGAUUGAAAUUCUCGUAAAUUAAUUUGCCCACCGUGUAGUGACCUCUCCCACUCCCAUGCAGGGGAACCUCGGAAGGAUGUAAACCACGUAAGGGGGUUUUCUUUCAUUCCAUUCCAUCGUCUGGUAGAUCUGGUAGUAUCCGUGCGCCUGCAAAGGUACACACGUAAGUUAAGUUCCGGCGAACACACCGCAGAACGUGCCAGAUGCCAACGCACGCCGCAGCAGGUACGCCGCGCGUUAAGCUGAUUAACAGCCUGCUGGCCGCUGCUUUAUUUAUAGCGAGCGAAACACCCGAAAAAUCCCCGCGUUGUCCCGUCGGGUCGGGUUAUCUUUCGGCUUUGGUUUGUCGACGGUGAAACCAAAAAAAAAAAUGGGAAGCAAAAAAGGGAUACUGUUGUUUUAUGCGUUUUGUCCCUGCGCUCUUGCAUUGGCGAGGCGAGAUGAAUUUGUUGCCCUCACUCUGUUGCUCCCACCGUGCUUUUUUAAGGUCCGUCUACACCCUCACCUCCGAUAGCGACGGACCUUUCUUCCCUUCCCUCGACCGGGGACGAAUUUAGUCGUCCCCCCCCUCUCUCCCUCCCAA
This is a messenger RNA of Anopheles moucheti, 2348 nucleotides long. Its product is annotated as tachykinin-like peptides receptor 99D. Gene Ontology annotation, biological process: G protein-coupled receptor signaling pathway. Gene Ontology annotation, cellular component: plasma membrane. NCBI's taxonomy places the organism in Eukaryota, Metazoa, Arthropoda, Insecta, Diptera, Culicidae. Bases 1 to 1413 code for a protein of 470 amino acids. Gene Ontology annotation, molecular function: tachykinin receptor activity. The transcript is spliced from 9 exons. The record is from RefSeq and is a predicted model, not a curated record.